Owenia fusiformis is the source of this 451-nucleotide messenger RNA. The record is from the annotation of a GenBank genome assembly. Lineage: Eukaryota; Metazoa; Annelida; Polychaeta; Sabellida; Oweniidae.
GGAAUCUAACAUUUACGAUGAUAGAUGACAGCACUUUGAUUCAGCCAUCAGUUUUCCAUGCAAGGUCAGCAUUACAUAUCACAGGAACUGCACAUUUAAGUUAUGACAGCGUAUCGUCUUUGACGACAUAUACAUGGCAAAUCAAUAUACUCAACGAUACAUACCCAUAUCCGAGCUCUGCAAAUGUGAUCUAUCCAAAUAAUACUGAUGUGUCGACAUAUGAAAACCACUUGACCAUUCGAGCAAUGGGCCUAGAUUAUGGUGUAUAUGCGAUAACUAUGGGUGUAACAGCCAUGCAGAUAGGGAAAUCCGUCUGUAUGCUUUUUAAACAGAGAUUCAUCAAAUUGAAGUCUGCUCCUCUUGUACCUAUCAUAAAGGGUGGAACAUCAAGGUCAGUUAAUUCCAUGGACAAAGUUUUCAUAGAUGCAAGUCUCUCAUAUGACCCUGAUGA